AUCAAAUCAAAUCAUCAUGAAAUUCAUUUCCCACAGCCGUCGAAGCAAUCGGGAAGUUUGUCGCCGGAGUUCCACCGCAGGCAGUUUAGGUGAAGCAUCUUAAAGCUGUUGCUGCAGUAACAAAGCCAUGUCGUUCACGAAAGGCGACUUGCUUACAAAAACAAGAAAGCUAGUAAACGGUUUGGCCAAGGCGAAACCUGUUUGGCUUAAAGCUAUGGAGAAGGCCCCACCUGCAGUCUUUCCUCGAGCUGAAAAGAAAGUUGAGCGGAUUUGCCUCCCGGAGGAUGUUUAUAUCAAUAAGUUCUAUAAGAAGCAUCCUGAAUCGUUGCAUGAAGAUCCUAUCAAAAUUUGUGAUUUUGACCCGACCCCAUCACGUAUAUUUGGUUCCCGGGUGCUUGAAUUAAAGGAGCAAGGUGUCAGUGAAGAGGAAGCUAUAGAUGUAGCAGAUAUGGAGUAUCGGCUACAGAAAAAAACUAAAAAGAAGGCGUACAAACGACUGAAAGAAAUUGCACGAAUAAGAGGAACAAAACCCCCUCCAAACCCGUAUCCAAGUGCUAUAAAGGAAAUACAAGCUGAAGAGAAGAAAUACGUUCAUGAUCGUUUCUUCAAUCCAAGAAUCUUGGAAAUCGUCGAGAAGCUCAAGGAGCAGCAGGAUGCUGAGAUGCACGAUAGAGGCAGAUCCAUUGGCAUGUAAUAUCCGUUACUUCGUACUUACAUGCUUCAAAACAUGACUUUAGUUGUUCUAUGCAUUAAGGUUGUUACCACAUUAACGUUUUACGCGUUAUUGUUAGCUCUAAUAAACAAGAUUUGUUCUGAGGAUCUAGUCCUAGAAUCUAUGGUUUUUUUUGGCAUCUUGGCAUGUUAUGUAGAACAUUUAUUUUGGUAAAGAAGUUUAAAGGGUUGUAAUUCCUUUUUCUUUAA
Messenger RNA from Helianthus annuus (common sunflower), 921 nucleotides. RefSeq lists its product as uncharacterized. The transcript is spliced from 5 exons. The record is from RefSeq and is a predicted model, not a curated record. NCBI's taxonomy places the organism in Eukaryota, Viridiplantae, Streptophyta, Magnoliopsida, Asterales, Asteraceae. The coding region runs from base 128 to 694 and encodes 188 amino acids.